This is a messenger RNA of Apus apus (common swift), 3926 nucleotides long. RefSeq names its product histone deacetylase 10 (gene HDAC10). Bases 344 to 2386 code for a protein of 680 amino acids. Lineage: Eukaryota; Metazoa; Chordata; Aves; Apodiformes; Apodidae. Gene Ontology annotation, molecular function: histone deacetylase activity. The transcript is spliced from 21 exons. Gene Ontology annotation, biological process: chromatin organization. Gene Ontology annotation, cellular component: histone deacetylase complex. The record is from RefSeq and is a predicted model, not a curated record.
GCUGCUCGCAGAGGCGUCCGGCUUCCCGCCCUCGGCACCGCCGGGGCCGGGCCCUGCGGGCGGCUCCGUGCGGGGGCUGCCCGGGCAGCGGGGCGGGCCCGCGGCCUCCGGGGCUGCGGUGAGGCGGCCGGCGGAGCGGGUUGGUGCCGCCAUUCUGCGCCUCGGCUUCUUUGUUUCUCUUAAGUGCCUCUUCUGGGUUUUUUGAAAGACCGAAAACUUUUCGAACACAGCAGGUCCCUGUAGCUGCGGUGUUGGCGGUGUGUAUAGAAUCCCGGCUGCCAUACUUGGUGGUUUUGUAGCUGGAGUUUUCACGAGCAGCUGUUGCAGCGCAGCCGCGGCAGCAAUGGCUUCAGGAACAGCGCUGGUUUACGAUGCGGAGAUGACCACUCAUAAACUCCUUUGGAGCGAUCCUGUUUGUGAUAUUGAAGUGCCAGAAAGACUCUCGGCCUCCUAUGAGCAGCUUAAAUGUUACCAUCUUCUGGAAAGAUGUGUCCGUGUGCCUGCCAGAGAAGGAAGUGAGGAGGAGAUCCUGUUGGUUCACAGUUCAGAUCACUUGGAAGUGGCGAAGAGCACCCAGACAAUGAAUGAAGAGGAACUGAAAAGAGUCUCUGGAAAUUAUGAUGCUUUUUUCUUUCAUCCGAACACAUAUCGGUGUGCCAGACUAGCAGUAGGAGCAACUUUGCAGCUGGUGGAUGCUGUGAUGUCAGGAAAAGUGUGCAAUGGAAUGGCAUUAGUAAGGCCUCCAGGUCACCAUAGCCAGAGAAAUGCAGCUAAUGGGUUCUGUUUGUUCAACAAUGUUGCUAUUGCAGCAGAAUAUGCAAAACUGAAAUAUGGUCUGCAGAGAAUCCUAAUUGUUGACUGGGAUGUGCACCACGGGCAAGGAACUCAAUACAUAUUUGUAGAGGAUCCAAGUGUUUUGUAUUUUUCCUGGCAUCGCUAUGAACAUCAGGAAUUCUGGCCAUCACUUAAAGAAUCUGACUAUGAUGCUGUGGGUCUGGGAAAAGGAAAAGGGUUUAACAUAAAUUUGCCUUGGAAUAAGGUUGGGAUGGGAAAUUCAGAUUAUCUUGCUGCAUUCUUCCAUGUAUUGCUUCCAACGGCUUUUGAGUUUGAUCCUGAACUGGUUCUUGUCUCCUCUGGAUAUGAUUCUGGAAUUGGAGACCCUGAAGGUCAGAUGAAUGCCACUCCUGAGGUUUUUGCCCACCUUACCCAUUUCCUGAUGCAGUUAGCUAAUGGAAAGCUCUGUGUCAUCCUAGAGGGUGGAUACCACUUAAAGUCAUUGUCUGAAUCAGUCUGCAUGACUGUAAAAACUUUGCUUGGAGAUCCUAUACCUCAAAUAACUGGAGAAAUGGCACCUUGCCUAAGUGCUGUUGAAUCUAUUCAAAAUGUGAGAGCAGCACAUAAACCCUACUGGAAAUGGUUGAUGUAUGAAGACACAUCAUUUUUACAAAAUUUGAGCACCAAACUGCACUUCCCACAGAAGGCUGAUCCAAAUCCCUCCACAGAAGAUGAAUCUAAGACAACCAACAAGGAUGAAAUUGUCAAAGUAGAAAGGUUUUUGGAACGGCACAUGAAAAAUAUUCUAUUUCCAGUGCCUCCCAUCAAAACAGCAACUGACUCUAAAGGUUCAGCACAUCUGCUCCCUGCACCUGUUCACUUAGUGAAGGAAAUGGACAAAAACGAGAUAAAAGCUCUUGUCAGUGGCUUUUAUGCAGACCUUGUGAAAGAGGACAGAACUUUGCUCUCUCUUGGCAGUAUGUUGGCCAUCCUAGAUAAAAUACUUAAGAAGGAGGUAUGCAAUGGAAUUGCAGAAUCACCCACAUCUUCUGUUUCUGUUGCUGUUGCACUAAGACAUUCUCUUCGUUUCGGAUUUCAAAGGGUGCUUUGCAUCUUUAUUGGAGACAUGCAAAUCAUACCAAGCACAGAAGAUAGAAAAAUGCUCAUGAUACAUAUUUGUGAGAAAGAACAGUCUGUAAAGACCAGCUCCAAGCACUACAUUUCUUUAAACUGGAAAGAGGAUGCUGAAGGAAAUGACUUCUUUUCUGCUGUACUUGGAUUCAUUCUUCCUGUAGCAUACAGUUAUCAGCCUGACUUGACAGUAAUAGCCGUGGGACCAAACCGAAGCCUUGGAAUAAGUGGGAUUUCUCUGCUUUUUGCUUUGCUACAAGGAUUAGCCGAGUCUCGGAUUUUUGCGGUGAUUGAGAACACAGAGACAAAUUUAAUGCAAAGUGUAGCAAAAAGAUUAGUGGGUGCUUCCCCACCUCACUUUGGCAUGUAUGUACCUCCUACCCAAGAAAAAGUAAACAAAAUAAAAAUAUUAAGAGACCAGUUUCAGCAGGAAUGGAAAAUGCUUCAGUGUUCAGUGAAGGAUGGGAUUUCAAGAAAUUGACUUAUCUUCAGAAUAAUUUUACACAGCAGAAGGAAAAGGAAGUGUGUUGCUGUUCAUGUUGUCUUUUAAAUCAUCAGGAAAAUAGGUGGUUGCUUUUUCAAAGAAUUAGCAAUUUUUCAAGCAAUUAGCUAUUGUCUCCUGUUUUAAAAAUACUAAAGAUCCAUAUUUUCAGCUAGAGAAUUGUGCUUGCAAAUGCUAUAUUGGCACUAAUUAUUCAAGACUGGCGCUUGAAAACAACUGCUGUGCUCUUACUGCAAAUUGGAGCCUAUGUCAUGUGUGACAUUGUAAAGUCAGACUUGCUUGUGCAGUAGAUUGACUGCCUGAAUGUUGAAGUCCAGAAGACAGGCAUCUGAAAUGACCAAUCAUAACAGCCAAAACAUUUUAGUAUUAUUUCACAUAAUAUCAGAGUGCUUGCACUGCUGCCACCACCACCAUUUCCUUGGGAUUUUAAAGUUGAACAAUGGAUCUUCCAGGCUAAGAAAAUUGAAUUUCUUAAUCUGAUUUAAGGAAUUUUCCUAACAUGGUGAAGGAAGAGAAGCAGCUGAAGAGCUUUAGUGUAUGCAUGCCCUGUGUCACACCUGUGGUGAUUAAGUUUGAUUUCCUGAACUACACAGGACAUGAGAGAAAAAAGACAAAUAUUUUGUGUAUAUAAAAUUGCAAAUACAUAAUUGAAUCAAGUAGUGUAGAGAGGACUUCACUCUGCCUGCUCCUCAAAAGUAAAUUGCCUAUAUAACAAAUAAAACGCCCAAACCCUCAGAGGCUUGGGAGUGGCCUCAGGCUGACUUCAUGUGAAUUCUCCAGAAUGAAAUAAACAUCCCGAGGCAAAAUCCUUGGUGUGCCUCGUGUGGCAGCAUUCCAGGCACGAUGUUGGGCUCAUUUUCAAGAGCCCUUUUGUGUGACUGUGGCUUCAAUAAUGUGACCUUUUGAUUUUAAAAAACUUUAAGUUACGUUUAUACUGGUGUUGCUACAGGGAUCAACUUUACAUAAUUUGAGUAACGAAGUCUGUCUUCACAGGUGUCUGUAACUGUUGCCAGUGGUGUCCUUCUCAUCCACACUGGUUUGCAGUUAUUGCUGCAUGGGAAGUUAUACCCAAUACUUAAACAUUUUAAAAUUAAGUGUCUGUUUCAAAAGAAACUAAAAGCCAUGUCGAACUUUUUAAAAAACCAAAGUUGAAGAAAACAAUGAGGUUCUGUUUCAGUCUGGAAUUUCUUUAAACAUGACUUCAAACUCCAGGAAGUAUUUACUUUAGAUUGGAAACUGAGCAACAGCCAAAGUUUAGCUUCAGAAUUUUUCAGAACAGGAGCUUUGUUGGUUUAUUCUUUCUCCCACUCUCUCCUCUGGAGGGAGGAAAAAAAAAAAAAGGCAAUUCGGUGUUUUCAAGGAAAAAGCAUUUUCUCAGAAAUACCUCAGCUCGUUCCUUUACCUGCCUUUGUUCAGCUGCAUUUGUACAGCGUUUGAAUGAUACCAGAGCUGUGUUUUGAAACGCAUUUUUCUAAGAUCUUUAUCAAAUUUAUUAAAAUAUGAAUGAUGAGGGGGAAAA